UUACAAUGGAGAAUGUGGAGUCCCGCUUCCUGCACCUUCUGCAGCCCAUCCGAGAUCUCACAAAGAACUGGGAGGUGGAUGUGGCAGCCCAGCUGGGGGAGUAUCUGGAGGAGCUGGACCAGAUCUGCAUUUCCUUCGACGGCGGCAAAACCACCAUGAACUUCAUAGAGGCGGCUCUGCUGAUCCAGGGUUCUGCCUGCAUCUACAGCAAGAAGGUGGAAUAUCUCUACUCUCUUGUUUACCAGGCCCUCGACUUCAUCUCCAACAAAAAGCGGGACAAACAGCCUACGUCCAUGGGGGAGGACGGCACCGACACUGACGUGAGCGCUGGGCCCAGGACGGAGGAGGAAGAGGGGGCGUGUACCCCACUCCUGGAGAAGGUCGGCAAAGCCUGGCCAGUCACGUCCCAGGAUCACUGGGUAAGCCAACUUUGGGGCUACCUCGACUAG
Molecule: messenger RNA, 449 nt
Organism: Mauremys mutica (yellowpond turtle)
Lineage: Eukaryota; Metazoa; Chordata; Testudines; Geoemydidae
Product: condensin-2 complex subunit H2-like
Exons: 5
Coding region: 6-449 (147 amino acids)
Biological process (GO): meiotic chromosome condensation; mitotic sister chromatid separation
Cellular component (GO): condensin complex; nucleus
Molecular function (GO): chromatin binding
Source: RefSeq, a predicted model, not a curated record